This is a messenger RNA of Salvelinus sp. IW2-2015, 7182 nucleotides long. Its product is annotated as kinesin-like protein KIF21A. Gene Ontology annotation, biological process: microtubule-based movement; mitotic spindle organization; spindle elongation. Gene Ontology annotation, cellular component: microtubule associated complex. NCBI's taxonomy places the organism in Eukaryota, Metazoa, Chordata, Actinopteri, Salmoniformes, Salmonidae. Gene Ontology annotation, molecular function: ATP binding; microtubule binding; microtubule motor activity. The record is from RefSeq and is a predicted model, not a curated record.
CUCGGUGUGUGCAUUGUGCGGGAGGCGUGUGUCCCUCUCCCAACCAAAGAGCAAGGAGCGAAAGCGACUGGACCACGCAACAGCCUCGCCGCUCCAAACAGAAUGUCGUCAAGGAAUGUAUUCUAGCUGGAAAUGCAAAGGAGCACCGACCAGUCGCAGUAUUUUAUUUAAAAUCUCUAGACCCAUAAUAAUCUGAAAUAUGGCUGAAGUGAAGUCGAGGUGAGUUGCGCUGUUGCUCAGACAACUUGCUGUUGGGUGGUGCGCACUCCACUCUCCGCCUCUCGCCAGCCAGCCUGUCGGAUGAAAAGAAAACGGAUAGAUCCCGUUCUUUUUUGUUCUUCUAUCAAUCGAUAGUCAUUGGACUGUGGAAUCAUGUCGAUGGGACAGGACGAAAACUCAGUCCGGGUGGCUUUGAGGAUUCGUCCUCAACUGGCCCGGGAGAAGAUCGAGGGAUGUCACAUCUGUACGUUUGUGACCCCAGGGGAGCCCCAGGUGAUGCUGGGUAAAGACAAGGCCUUUACUUACGACUAUGUGUUCGACAUGGACUCCUGUCAGGACAGCAUCUACGCUAGCUGCACUGAGAAGCUGAUCGAGGGCUGCUUCGAAGGAUACAACGCCACCAUUUUUGCCUAUGGCCAGACUGGGUCAGGUAAGACCUACACCAUGGGUACAGGGUUUGAUGUUAACAUCGGGGAAGAGGAGCUGGGCAUCAUACCCCGGGCGGUCAGCCACCUCUUCAGGGGCAUUGAGGAGCGCCAGCAGGCCGCUAAAGAGCAGGGACGACCCGUGCCUGAGUUCAAGAUCAACGCACAGUUCCUGGAGCUUUACAAUGAGGAGGUGCUGGAUCUGUUUGACUCUACACGGGACCUGGAAGCUCGGACGCAGAAAUCCCACAUAAAAAUCCACGAGGACGCUAAUGGAGGAAUCUACACAGUAGGGGUGACCACACGGACGGUAGCCUCCGAGGCAGAGAUGAUGCAGUGUCUGAAGCUGGGUGCUCUGUGUCGAACCACCGCCAGCACCCAGAUGAACGUCCAGAGCUCCCGCUCUCACGCCAUCUUCACCAUUCACCUGUGCCAAGUCAGAGUCUGUGCAUCCGACAAUAAAGACAACAACGAGACAGACAACAACGAGACUGACAACAGGAUUGCUAAUGGCAACUCAGAGAUGGAAGAGUAUGAGACACUGACGGCCAAGUUUCACUUUGUGGACCUGGCCGGUUCUGAAAGGCUGAAGAGAACCGGUGCUACAGGAGACCGAGCUAAGGAGGGAAUCUCCAUCAACUGUGGACUGCUUGCUCUGGGGAAUGUAAUUAGUGCUUUGGGAGACAGGAGCAAGCGAUCCACGCACGUGCCCUACAGAGACUCCAAACUCACCCGGCUCCUACAGGACUCUCUAGGUGGAAACAGCCAAACGAUGAUGAUAGCAUGCAUCAGUCCGUCUGACCGGGACUUCAUGGAGACCCUGAACGCGUUGAAGUACGCUAACAGAGCCAGGAACAUUAAGAACAAGGUGAUGGUGAACCAGGACAAGGCCUCCCAGCAGAUCUCUGCUCUCAGGACAGAAAUCGCCAGGCUACAGAUGGAACUGAUAGAGUACAGGACCGGUAAGCGUAGUGGGAGAGGAAUGUGUAUGGAGAGCAUCAACGACAUGGUCCAUGAAAACACCAUGCUGCAGACUGAGAACAGCAACCUGAGGAUCAGGGUCAAAGCCAUGCAGGAGACCAUUGACGCCCAGAGGGCCAGACUCACACAGUACCUCAGUGACCAGGCCAACCAGUUUUCGUGUGUUGUUUAUUCAGGUGAAGGCAGUGAAGAGAUUGGGAACAUGAUCCAGAGCUAUAUCAAAGAGAUAGAGGACCUCAGAGCCAAACUCCUGGAAAGUGAGUCUGUGAAUGAGAACCUGCGUAAGAACCUGUCCCGUGCCUCCUCACGCCAGUCCUUCUACCCCGGAACCUUCUCCCCUGCCCUCCUGGCCCCCGAGAAGGAGGCCUCCGACAUCAUCGAGAUGGCCAAGAAAGAUCUGGAGAAACUCAAGAAGAAGGAGAGGAAGAAGAAGAAGAGUGUCGUCAAGGAAGAAGUCCCCGACAAUGACCAAGGCCAAGGGACGGAAAAAGAGCUGACUGAGCGGUCCAAUGACGAGCCUGAGAUGGAGGGGAGUGACCAUGAGGAUGGGGAGGAGGAGGAGGAAGAGGAGGAGGAGGAAGAGGAGGAGAUGGAUGUGGAGGAGAGCUCUGAUGAUUCAGACUCUGAGUCAGAUGAGAAAGAGAACUUCCAGGCGGACCUGGCCAACAUCACGUGUGAGAUCGCCAUCAAGCAGAAGCUGAUAGAUGAACUGGAGAACAGCCAGCGCCGUCUGCACACGCUCAAGCAGCAGUAUGAACAGAAACUGAUGAUGCUGCAGAGCAAGAUUAGAGACACACAGCUGGAGAGAGACCGGGUGCUACACAACAUGGGCUCAGUGGAGACGUGCAGCGACGAUAAGGCUAAGAAGAUCAAACAGGAGUAUGAGAAGAAGCUGAGCAUCAUGAACAAGGAACUACAGAAGCUACAGUCAGCCCAGAAGGAACACGCACGCCUGCUCAAGAACCAAUCCAAGUACGAGACACAGCUGAAGAAGCUCCAACUGGACGUCACAGAGAUGAAGAAGACAAAGGUUCGUCUGAUGAAGCAGAUGAAGGAGCAGCAGGAGAAGAACAGGAUGACAGAGUCCAGGAGGAACCGAGAGAUCGCCACCCUCAAGAAGGACCAGCGCAAACAGGAGCACCAGCUGAAGCUACUAGAAGCCCAGAAGAGACAACAGGAGCUCAUUUUGCGCAGGAAGACUGAGGAGGUGUCUGCUCUGAGGAGACAGGCCAGGCCUAUGUCUGGUAAGGUGACCAACAGGAAGGUGAGUCUCCCAGAGCACCUCCAGGACUCCUCCCACCGACCCCCCUCAGGACGCCUGCAGUCCUCUGGCUCCACCGCCACCAACGGAACCAGGUGGGGACUGGACAACAGAUCCUACUACAGGCGGUCAACAGGCAUAUAUUCCACCAGAGUGGCCAGGGUGAAGUGGCAGUCUCUGGAGCGUCGUAUCUCUGAUGUCAUCAUGCAGAGGAUGACCAUAUCCAACAUGGAGUCUGAAAUGAACCGCCUGCUCAAGCAACGUGAGGAGCUGACCAAGCGGAGGGAGAAGGUGACCAGAAAGAGGGACAGGCUGGCAGGGGAGGGGCCUGAGGCUGAAAAGGCGGUGCUUCCCCUCAACGAGGAAGUGGACGCCGUGGUUGCCAACAUCGACUACAUCAACGACAGCAUCGCUGACUGCCAGGCCAACAUUAUGCAGAUGGAGGAAGCCAAGGAGGAGGUUGACACGGUGGAUGUUUCCGCGGUCAUCAGCUCCUGUACCCUAACAGAAGCCCGCUUCCUGCUGGACCACUUCAUGUCUAUGGCCAUCAACAGAGGUCUGCAGGCGGCUCAGAGGGAGUCCCAGGUGAAGGUGAUGGAGGGCAGGCUGAAGCAGACUGAGAUCACCAGCGCCACUCAGAACCAGCUGCUGUUCCACAUGCUGAAGGAGAAGGCUGAGUUUAACCCCGAACUGGACGCCCUGCUGGGGAACGCUCUGCAAGAGCUAGGUAACAUGCCAGUGGAGAACGGGGAUGACAGCAGCAGUGACGAAUCUGCCCAGAGUCCUGCAACAGACGGACACUCCCUGGCAUCAGAUCUAAUGAAACUCUGUGGAGAGACCAAAACAAGGAGCAAGGCUCGUAGAAGAACCACCACUCAGAUGGAGUUGCUCUACGCUAAUAGUGACGCCGCCCCUGACAUGCCCAGCGGAGAUUUCUCCUCCCCCUGUCUCCCAUUGGCUGAAACACCAGAAGAGGGCAGAGAUCCUGAGACCCCCAUUGGCUCAUCAGUCAGGGACAGAGACUUUAUGGCUCAUUCUCCUGGCUUGGCCUCUAAGAUGGGCAGCAUAGCUGCCUCCUCCUCGGGGGCGGAAAAGAGAGUUCCAGAGCCCUCGCCGCUCUCUCGCAGGAAGACCUAUGACAGGGCACAAGCGGCGGCUAAGGUCAAGGAGAUCAAACACUGUGAGACGAGGAACUCGGACGCCAGCACCCCGUCUCCCCCAUCCUCCCCUUCCACCCGCCCUCGUAGCCAAGGCAACGUAUUUGUACGUCUGACAGGGUGUCUGGAGAGAGCAGACAGACCGCAGGAUAAAGGGGUAAUCAACCCAGUGCCCUCUUCAAAGGGCAGUCGGUCAGCAACACUACAGUGUGUCCACGUGGCUGAGGGUCACACUAAAGCGGUGUUGUGUGUUGACUCUACUGAUGACCUCCUCUUCACCGGCUCCAAAGACCGUACGUGUAAGGUGUGGAACCUGGUGACGGGUCAGGAGAUCAUGUCCCUGGCGGGUCACCACAACAAUGUGGUGUCAGUCCGCUACAGCUCCAGCCUGGUCUUCACCGUCUCCACCUCCUACAUCAAGGUCUGGGACAUCCGAGACUCAGCCAAGUGCAUCCGCACCCUCACGUCUUCUGGUCAGGUGACUCCUGGCGAUGCCUGUGCGUCCAGCACCAACCGGACUGUCACCAUCCCGGCAGGAGAGAACCAGAUCAACCAGAUUGCCCUCAACCCCAGCGGCUCUGUCCUGUACGCCGCCGCCGGCAACUCUGUCAGAGUCUGGGACGUAGGAAGAUUUGUAUCUACAGGGAAGCUGACUGGUCACCUGGGUCCAGUCAUGUGUCUGACUGUGGACCAGAGCGGGAAUGGUCAGGAUCUGGUCAUCAGCGGCUCCAAGGACCAUUACAUCAAGAUGUUUGACGUGGCAGAGGGGGCCCUGGGUGCUAUUGGCCCCACACACAACUUUGAGCCUCCCCACUACGAUGGUAUCGAGUCCCUGGUGGUGCAGGGGGACGUCCUCUUCAGUGGCUCCAGGGACAACGGCAUUAAGAAGUGGGACCUAGCCCGCAAAGACCUACUGCAGCUAGUGCCCAAUGCCCACCGUGACUGGGUGUGUGCCCUGGGUGUGGUGCCUGGCUCUCCGGCCCUGCUGAGUGGCUGUAGAGGAGGGGUGCUCAAGCUUUGGCACACAGACACACUGGGGGCCCUGGGGGAACUCAAGGGCCACGAGAGCCCCAUCAACGGCAUCUCCACCAACAGCAGCCACCUCUUCACAGCAUCUGAUGAUCGAACAGUGAAGAUCUGGCGUGCCCGGGGCGGACUCGACAGUACCUUAGAGACAACGGCGGACACCACUGACGAGGUGGCCAAUAACUGAACAUGGCCGUGACCUCCCGCCGUGACCCUUAACCUUGGACGCUGCUGACUAGCACUUUUACCUCUGGCCUUUCACCUUGGAAACCAUGGAAACCACCCCCCCCCCAGCUCCCACAUAUUGUAACCAUGACAACUGUGCAAGCCCGCAGGAAUGGAAUCUUAUCUCAGCAAAAGUAGCUGUAGUCUUUCUCCAGAGUGAGAUAUAUGUAUCCUUAGGGAAAUAUAUCUAGUCUAACCUGCCUGGCAGUUGCACUGACUUGUGCAGAAUAAAUACUCUGUUUGCUUGGUAGACAUCUUUCCCUCUCAGCUCAUAUUAAGUAUUUAGUAAGCCCACAAGGGUCAUAUUUAGACACACAUACACACAUACAUACAUACAUACAUACAUAUAGAGGCAGAUCUUGAGGGUCUUUCUGGGCUGGGGGAGUUAAUGAAGGAGAGUGGUGCGGAGAGGAGAUAAAGAGGAUGGGUGGGCCACUGGGCUCUGUAGCUGGCCACUGGGCUCUGUAGCUGGCCUACAAGACCCGGACCAGGUUCUCCAGUGGCACAGCAAAGGAACAGAAGCACUGUAGGCAGAACCACUGUCUCUCCUUAUCUGAUAUCAAUGUGGCUUUAUGUCAACUGACAAAUCACCGCACCCCCUUAAAUCACCGCUUGGUUUAAAUGUUAUUUUGCUUCGAAUUCAGCUCCCACUUAUUGUAGCUGAUCAAAUUGUAAAACUUGUCUUGUACUUUACCUGUCAACUGGAUACACUAACUAACAAUACUCUUGUAACCACUUGGAAAACGCCUUCAGUCAGUCACCUUCUGUCUGCUAUCUUAGUCUUUACACGUAAUCCUUACUGACUCUAUGUGCAAAUACAAUGUCUCUUUGAGGAUACACUGACUGUCUUCACUCACUCAUAAUUUAUAUCUAUGUAGUAAUGUACGAUUCUCUUCUUAAUGCUGUUACCACACCCUCCCUCUAAAAGUUGUGAACUAACCUAAUGCCUGUGCUGCUAAGUUGUUUGCUCACCUUUGACCCAUAGAGGUCUUCUGUUCUAGACCCCAGGUGAGGUCCACCUGGUAACCGUAGUUACGUACUGUAUAUAAUAAUGUAAAGUGUGAGGAGGAGAGGAGCCGUUUACCUGUGCCUGUACUGUAAGCCUCUCCUAUCCUGGUCCUGGAAGUCCCCAGUGUAUGGUGGUUGUAUCCUGUGUGCCAGUUUUACUGCACAUUACAACUGCCAUAUUUGUGAUUGCUGUGAGCCAGGGCUGGGGUCAAUACCAUUUCAAUUCCAGUCAAUUCAGAAAGUAACACAAAUUAGAGAUGGCAUUUUUGUGUACUUCCUAAAUUGACUAGAUUUGAAAUGGAAUUGACCCCAACUAUGGUGUAAGAUGAACUAACUGUCAAAUGAUUAAUUGUAUCUGCUGUCUGCUGGAACUAUUGAAUGUUAUUAAAGGACUAGUAGCAGCAGCCAGCAACACAUGAUCUAUAUGUUAACAGUAUUGUAUGAUGAAGUCAACUGAAGGUCAGCAUUGUAGAUCACCAGAACUCGCUCUACAAGGGAAACUGAGGACCAUAAUUCAGAGACGGUGUUCUAACAGCACUCUUAAUGCUUUUGAACAGAACCUCUCUCCCUGACCCUGUGUCAGCCUGUUAUGUUUCUUGGUCUGAGUCUGAAAUGGCACCCUAUUGCCUAUAUAGUGCACUACUUUUGUACAUAGCACUAUGAACCCUGGUCAAAAGCUAGUGCACUAUAUAGGGAAUAGGGUGCAAUUUCAGAUGCAGCCCUGAUUCUCUUUUUCUGUUAAACUGUAUGUAUUAAAACCAAUCCUGGGUUCCCUUCUGGAGUUUAACUGUAGACGGCCCUCCCCAAAAUGGCUGACUCUGUACUGUAGCAGUUCUGAUGUCAGAUGCCUGGUGAAAUAAAUGUCAUCCUUCAAAAACCA